Scomber japonicus (chub mackerel) is the source of this 1356-nucleotide messenger RNA. RefSeq names its product deoxycytidine kinase 2-like. Gene Ontology annotation, cellular component: cytoplasm; mitochondrion. The record is from RefSeq and is a predicted model, not a curated record. The coding region runs from base 290 to 1294 and encodes 334 amino acids. The transcript has 7 exons. NCBI's taxonomy places the organism in Eukaryota, Metazoa, Chordata, Actinopteri, Scombriformes, Scombridae. Gene Ontology annotation, molecular function: deoxynucleoside kinase activity.
CAUUCUUUUUGUGUCCUUGCUUAAGUAAUAUUAUCCAUGAGCAGCAAGUAUACAAGACGCUAAAUUGUGAAAGCUUCAGUAACGCUUGAAUUGUUUUUAUGAAUGUAGUAAUAGCUGUUAAUGUAGCUUUAAGACGAUUAUUCAUAACGAAAGGUACAUCAUGGAUAAGAUGAGCUAAUGUUAGCUAACACGAGUAAAGCAUCAUGUCUUAACCCCUCAUUGACAUUAGACAGCAUAUUGAAGUGCUAAUCAGUGCGAUAAGCCAUAUGUUAUUGUAGGUGUGUCUGUCAUGAUGUCUGCACUUUAUCGAUGCGUUUUGUUAAACCGGGUAUCCAAAUCUAAAACCCACACAGGUCUGAUACAGGUGAUGAGAUUUGGUUAUAAUGUGCUUCCUCCUCAGUGGAAGACAUGCGGGAGCUUCCUGCAAGCUGAAAACAAAACCAGAAACCAGCUAACUAAAAAUUUAAGUAACGUUGCUGUGGCUCACAAAGCAGGGAUGCGAAGUUUUUCUGGCUCAAGUUGUCUGUCGAUUAAACCUUUAACUGAGGAUGGAAAAGCUCGAGUGAAGAGAGUUUCCAUCGAGGGCAACAUCGCUGUUGGAAAGUCAACCUUUGCAAGACUCUUGCAAUCAGCUUGCCCAGACUGGGAGGUGGUGGCAGAACCUGUCAGCAAGUGGCAGAACAUUGAAAGUGGGACCUCGAAGGGGCCAGGUGCAUCCCCUGAGACGACAGCGAGCAACCUGCUAGAGAUGAUGUACCAGGACCCCCAGCGCUGGUCUUACACGUUUCAAACACAUUCCUGCAUGAGCCGGCUGAGAACGCAGCUGCAGCCUCCUCCAGCUCACCUGCUCAGCUCAGAGAGAACUCCUGUCCAGGUGUAUGAGCGCUCCAUCUACAGCGACAGAUAUAUCUUUGCUCUGAAUAUGUUUGAGCUCGGUUGUAUCAACUCUACUGAGUGGGCCGUCUACCAGGAUUGGCACUCUCUCCUGGUAGAGCAGUUUGGACACCAGGUGGCGCUGGAGGGCAUCAUCUACCUCAGAGCCCAGCCACAGAAAUGUAUGGAGCGCCUGGCGCGCCGGGGAAGAGAGGAGGAGAAGGGAGUGAAGCUGGACUAUCUGGAAAAGCUGCAUAUUCAACAUGAGAGAUGGCUUGUUGACAAGAGCACUGAAAUACAUUUUGAGAAGUUGAAAGAGAUACCUGUGUUACAACUCGAUGCCAGCAUGGAGUUUCAGAGUGACCCAGAGGUGCGGGAGCAAUUUAUAACACAGGUGAAGAACUUCUUCAAAACUUUUUGAGAAGACAGUCAUCAGGAACCAUCAACCGUCAGACCUCAGUCACUCAAGUUUGUUAUCUGAGC